Dreissena polymorpha is the source of this 1988-nucleotide messenger RNA. Its product is annotated as costars family protein ABRACL-like. The transcript is spliced from 3 exons. Gene Ontology annotation, biological process: regulation of actin filament-based process. The coding region runs from base 93 to 344 and encodes 83 amino acids. The record is from RefSeq and is a predicted model, not a curated record. Lineage: Eukaryota; Metazoa; Mollusca; Bivalvia; Myida; Dreissenidae.
UAGCCCUUUUACCGGUUUCCUUGAGCGAACACUUCCUGAAAAGGCAAUAUACUUUGAAUUUUAAACAAGGCUAAGAAGGCUAUCAACUAAGAAUGAAUGUGGAGCAUGAAGUAACCCUGCUGAUAGGGGAGAUAAAGAGGCUGGGUACACAAGAUGCAGAGGGUAAAUACAGCGUGACCUUUGGUGUUCUAUUCAAUGACGACCAAUGUGCUAACAUCUUUGAAGCUCUAGUUGGAACCCUGAGAGCCGCUAAGCGGAAGAAAGUGGUGACAUACGAAGGGGAGCUAUUGCUUCAAGGUGUACACGACAAGGUAGCUAUCAAGCUGCUGAAGGAUAGUCUUUGAUGAAUGUGCAAUUUUGUCAGUAACUUUUCUUAGUUUUUUAGGUUUGUUUUUCUUUGCAUUUUUGUUGAUGAAUAAUGAUGUUUAUACAAAAGUACUAAUUGUUGAAAGUUAAGGCAAUAUGAUGCCAUGCUCGUAGUGCAUUUUUUAAAGUGAUUCUUUAUAGAGUUCUGUAUUAUUAAAGAUAUUAUUGCAGUGUAUUUCUAUAAUUAUCUGAUAAUAAAAAUCUAAAUCCUUUUCCUGACAUAAGGUACAUAUCAAGUAUUGUAAUUUUUUGUAUUAAAUGCGGUUUCAUCUUAUUAGCACUAUGCAAUAAUGUAACUAAGCCUUUUUUGAAUACUUAUUAAUUGUACUUGUCUGUAUUGAUUAUGCAAUUGUUUUACCUUAAUCUUUGAAGUGCAAUAUAUAUCAAUAUUUUUUGUUAAUGCAUUUCUUUCUGAAUUUCUUUUCAUAUAAUGAUGUUUUUGUCUUUUAAGCAUUAUGGGGCAUAAACUUAUCAUCAAAAUACUGAGUUUUGUUUAUGUGAUUAAAUUAAAAGUUAUGUUUACUUGACCUUGUUAUUGUCAACAUAUGUGCUAAGUAUGAAUUACAUGAUUGUAAGCCUUCUAGCUGUUCCUUUUAAAUGUUGCCAUACACGCUGUUUUCGUUGUUUGCCAUUUGUUGAACACACAAGAAAUUAUAAAGAAUGUGUUGGAGAAGAGGAGAACACUUCAAUAAUCCGCUGUAAUCUAUUUACAUUAAGUAAACAUUUACAAUUCUCACUAUUUUUUGUUUUUAAAACAUUGAUAGUUGUUAAUGAGCCAUGACUUAUCGAUAAGGCUUUAUUGAAAUGGUCACCAGUUUGUUUGAAGUAAUCAUAGUAACAAUAUGUGCAUUAUUUUGUGUUUUCAUGUCAUGUCAUGAUUUUGUGUACAUACCUUGAAACUUCUCACAAUACAUAGACUUAUAAUCUAUUAUUAUCCUUUUUCUCUACAGUUUCAUCCAUUCCUAUUGAUUCAGCCACUCCCAUUUUUUUAAUUUAAGCAAUAUUUUUUAUAAAUCUUCAGUUAAAUAUGUUGUGUAUUUAAAAAAAUAAGAUAACCUAGAUAGGGUAGCAGGCUGUAUAUGACAUAAAACACAUGUUGUGCAUGCCGGUGUUCAUAUGGUCUUACUUUUAUCUUGUUGAAAAGACAAUAACAUUUCAAUAAAAUGUCUUGUACGUGGUGAAAUUAUGUUCAUUUAAAAAGAAGUCGAUUUAUCUCUUAAUCGGCUGAAUAAACAGGAAGAGAAGACUUAUAAUGUUAAAGUGUUGCACUAUUUGUUAUCAUUUGUAAGGUUAGACAAUCAAAGAAAGGGGAAAACCUAACAUAAUACACCGAAUUAAAAUAAAAAGUAUACUCAGACCAGUGUGCAAUAUUAUACAGAAAAUGCAUUAAAUAAAAUAAACAUUUUAAAUCUGUUUUACUUUACAAGUCAGGAAUUAGUUUACUCUAACAUAAUUCAACUUUUGUGAAUAUUGGCGGAAAUAUAGUUCACAUGUCAACGUUUAAGAAGACCCCAACUUUUUUAUCAAAUAUAUACUGAUUUUCAUAAGCCAUGUAACUGCUUUCAUGCUAUAGAAUGAUGCUUAUUUUUGUAGACUAUUUACAAUAAAUAUUUAAUUUUUAA